CGAAGUCAGUUUGGUGGAGUUGAUAUCAAUAAGCAGAUAAUGACAGAUAGUGCUCAUCCAGUGAUAAAACAACGCUGCAACUAAUUGUUUUUCUUUCUCGGAUGUAUUCUGUGACAGAAAAUCGAAGUAGUUCCGAAUUUUUUUAUUGACGAAUGUAUGCAGUGUCGCCCACCUGACGAAAAUCUUGAGCAGUGGCCAAUCGCUCACCUGUCACAGCGGAAACUGACAAGAACGAUCAAAAGGAAAAUGUGGAACCCCGAGGAUACUCACAAAGUCACGGAAGCAAUAUAUAAGAAUAUCACCAGCAAUUUCAAUAAUGGAGUGCGUCAGAUAUUGACAGCUGGAAAAGCCUACCACAAGGCUCUUGUUGGAAUGACAUCAUCAGCCCACUCAUUUAUUGAGGCAAUCGGCAAAGUGGGCUACACCUGUCAGGUGAAUGGCCAAGGAGGAACAGAUGAAAUAGGUGGUGCCAUCCUGAAGCUGGCAGACAUACAGAAGGAGAUGUAUGCCAAGGUGGAAGAAUGUACAAAGGCACUGUUUUCUGAAGUGAUCUUGCCACUGGAACAUAGACUGGAGAAUGACUUCAAGCAUGCCUAUGCUGAGCACAAGAAGUACCAACAUGGACACAAGGGUUACAUCAGCCCAUACAUAAAGGCACAGGAAGCUCUCAAGAAGUUCAGGAAGAAAAGCAAGUCCAAGUUUACCUUUGACGACUCCAAGGAAGCACAGUAUAUGCGAGCUGUUGCCAAAUGCCAAGAGAAACUGACUGAGUUCAGAACACAAGGCCUGAAACUUGCCCUCCUGGAGGAACGCAAGUGUUACUGCUACCUGCUGGAGAGACUGACUGCCCUUGCCUCUGUACAGACCUCCUACACCAAGAAGGGUUAUGAGAUGUUGGCAUCAGAAAUACCACAUUGGAAACAGUUGUGUUCACAGCCUCAUAUUCUGCCACGGUCAGCAGAUCCGCUCGUCAACAGACGGUGUGAGGCCAUGGAAAACUCCCAGAAGCACCAGAACGGCAUGGUGUACCCCGGAGACAGCCACUACGGCAGCCCGUACCACCGGCCUGCCUCCUCCGCCGAGUACAUGAGACAGAAGUCUGCACCGUCCGAGUAUGCUGUGCCUGCCGCCAUGCCUGUAGAGAGCAAGACAUUACCUCGCGGCCUCCCGUCGAUGACCCAGGGUUCCCCUGCCAAGUCCAAUGUACAGGCGAUCUAUGCCCACACCGGCCGCGGAGAGGACCAGUUGAGCUUCACUGAUGGGGAUGUGCUCACCCUCAUUGGGGAGAAGUCGGACGGAUGGCAGUAUGGCCUUAAUGCUCACACUGGAAAAUUUGGCUGGUUCCCCCUGUCUUUUACUGACGCUGUCGGAGGCAGUCGACACACCGACCACGCUCAACUCCUCCACCGAGCAAAGAGUAUUGGCGACCUGCUGGACUCCCGGUCCCAGAUCUCGGACAUCAGCAUCAGCUACGAAGUGGACAUGCCCGGUCGCAGCCGGCGUCCCCGGUCACUGUACGAGAGUUCCAUGGUCCGACACAUCACACCUACAUCCCAGCCCUCUAUGCCCAUCAUGACCUCUAUGUCUCCAUGGUCGAGUCACCUGUACCACACAACCAGUGGUGACUUUGCCCCUCAUAUGAUGUCCUAUGGGGGGAUGGGGUCAGACACAUCAUCUGCUCGAGCUAGUUCCGGCUUUCAUACCCUUCCUCGACCUUCACCCCAGGUUGACAUGGGUUCCCAGGAGCUGUACCAGACCCUGCCUGACCCCUACUAUGACCCCAAGAUUCUGACAAGUCAGGGUGAGGUCCACACACUGCCCCGUCAGCAUGACCAUCACUACCAGACAGGGCUCCAUCAGCAGCUACCACAGGCUCCACAGGCUCCACAGGCUCCUCCACCACCGCCGCCACCGGUCACAAACCAGCACCAACAGUGGUCUGGGAAUGCCUCCCCGUUCCCACCACCUCCACCACCAACUGACUACAUCGAAGAGGAAGAACAACUACGCAACAGGAACCCUAUGUUUGCGAAUGUGGCUUUGCGUAAAACACUUACCAACGAUCGAUCUGCACCACGCCUGAAAUGAUCAGUCAUCUUUGCGACUUCAUUUCAAUCUGACGUCCUGACAAUCCUUGCUUACAUAAACAUCCAAACAUCGAAACUACAACACAUAGCAUUUUAGUGCAAAUCCGAGAUAGAGAUGUAUCUUUUGAAUAGUGAAUAUUCAAUCAGAACAAAAAUAUUACCUUCAGUCAACUUGUGUCAAUAUUUUUGUACAUUAAGCACACAAGCUUACAAGUGUUCCUCCAUGUUAAGGUACAUUUACAGUCUGUGACUUGUGUCACAAGUCCUAAGUCUUGUAAAGUCUAGGUUGGUCUUGUUAACGUCGCUUGUGACUACCUGUAUAUGCACCCUCAUCCACUAAACAAGAUGCUGGACAAGGUGGCCAAGUUGAUGUAAACAUUUCUCCACCUGCCCAUAUUGGGUUACAAUAUGACUACAAUUUUCAAGUGUGCCUAUUGAUCAUGUGUGAUGUGAUCCAGAUGACAGACAUGUCUUAGAUGCCAAUAAAUUCCUUGAAAUCCUGAUAGAUAUAACAAUUCAUAUUCGGGCAAUGUCACUUCUCUGCGUGGCAUUUAGAAACUGUUGUGCAGAACAAGGGAGAUAGUUCUGUGGAUAUACAUGCUAUGAAUUGUGAUAAAGAAGUUCAGGCAACAUCUUAUGAAUCUGACGAUGGCAUGUACAAUGGGUUUUGGGGUAAUGUGUAAAUAAUGCUAGUCAUAUGAGAAUUUUGUUUUGUUAUAAGGCAGACAUUAAUCUAUCCUGUAUAGGAUGUUUUGCUUAUGUGUAAAUAAUGUUAACCUUAUCUCUGUGUUGGUCUGUAUAAAGGAUUUUGAGGUACCAGUAGUUCAUUUUGUGUUUUCCUAACAGACAUACUUUUUAGACUGUGUGGCAUUAUCUUUAUAUAUCAAGUUGGAAACUGGAAAAGUAAAGAUUUUGUGACUGCCAUUGUGCUCAGCUCUUUCAAAUCCAACCCAAGAGAACUUGGAAAGUUGCAGAAUCAAAACAUAAGUCCUCAUAUUUGGAAACAAUUUGUUUAGGCGCCGAACUGUUUUACAGAUUUGUGGGAUUACUAUUCAUGUACAUUAUGGCAGAGUUGUUAAAGUGUUAUGUUCUGAAUGGAAAUUCUGUUAGGAAAACAGUAUGUUACAGUCUAUAGCACAGUGUUACGAUGAGUCAAAAUCAAAAUCUUCUAUAGUGAGCUGUACAGAUACUGUUCAUGCAGCUAAUGUGUAAAGAGCUUAAAAUCAAAGACUUAUGUAUCACAAUUGCCAAAGAUCAUACCAGUUGUAUGAGAGAUUUACGUGUCACAAUUGCCAAAGACCACAUCAGUUCUAUCUUAUUGUAACUAGAUGUGCCUGAGAUCCAAGACGUAUCUCUUGCCAAAGAUCACAUAAGAUUUAUCAGAAGACUUGUGUAUCACAAUUGCUAAAGAUGAUAUCAGUUCUAUCAAAGAUUCACGUGUCACAAUUGCCAAAGACCACAUCAGUUCUGUCUUAUUGUAACUAGAUGUGACUUAGAUCAAAGUCAUGUAUUUCUCUUGCCAAAGAUCACAUGAGAUCUGCUAUGUUGUAACUACUUGACAUGUAUUUGUAUUGCUGUACAUAUUCUACUUUGAAAUAUGAAUGUCACGUUUCUCAAGUGGUCUAUACACACGAUACUUUACAGGUGAUAUGAUACAUGCCCACAUUCUCAUUGGUUACUUUACUAUUUAUUUGUGAUUGAUUUUACAGCACUGGCCAUUGAAUAAGAUGGUUUUUAGGUUUUACCAAAUACAAACAUUCAGAGACCAAUGAAUGUCUGAAUCUUCUUUGAAUGUUUAUGAGAGAAGGUCACCUAAGAAGUCAUUGAUAUUGGCAUCUGCAUAGCAGAUUAGUUUUACCAGAGGUGUAUAAUUUUAAGGAAAA
Haliotis rubra (blacklip abalone) is the source of this 3970-nucleotide messenger RNA. RefSeq names its product brain-specific angiogenesis inhibitor 1-associated protein 2-like. Lineage: Eukaryota; Metazoa; Mollusca; Gastropoda; Lepetellida; Haliotidae. The coding region runs from base 157 to 2088 and encodes 643 amino acids. Gene Ontology annotation, molecular function: protein binding. Gene Ontology annotation, biological process: plasma membrane organization; actin filament bundle assembly; actin crosslink formation. The transcript has 16 exons. Gene Ontology annotation, cellular component: nucleoplasm; cytosol. The record is from RefSeq and is a predicted model, not a curated record.